UAGAGAGUCAGAGCUGCUCGUCCGGCGGAUCUCAACCUCUGAAACAAACCCCCGGUGUCUUCUCUCAUCCUUCCCCGCUUCCCUCCUCAGUUACCCGGGUUUGUUUCUCUCCGGAGCCCUGGAAGCUUCUGUUUCUUUCUUUUUCUACCCUUCCUCUUCCUCUCGACUCCGGCCAACAGUUUGGUCUUUGGGAUUUGGUUUUUCUUUUUUUGUUACUAUUGCUGGUGAUUUCACUCAACACUGUAUCCCGCUGCUGCUGCUGCUGCUACUGCUGCCGCUGCUGCCGCUGCUGCUCCUGCUUUUACGCACCGACGCUUAUUUUGGAUUUGCUCAUCACUGGAGAAAAGCACAGAAAUCAGCGAGGUGGAUCCGUGGAUGCGCCUUUCUGGCUCAAACUGGAGAUGGAAAUGCUGAUAUUGUUAUUUCAUUCCCUGUGGAUAUUGCAAUGCAACACAGUGAGCGCCGACUCCAUCAUCCACAUUGGUGCGAUAUUCGAGGAGAACGCAGUGCGGGACGAUGAAGUGUUCCAGCUCGCCGUGUCUGACCUCAGUCUGAGCGAUGACAUCCUGCAGAGCGAAAAGAUCACACACUCUAUUAAACUCAUCGAGCCCAACAACCCUUUCCAGGCGGUGCAGGAAGCCUGCGAGCUGAUGAACCAGGGCAUCUUGGCGUUGGUGACGUCGACGGGCUGCGCGUCAGCCAGCGCCCUGCAGUCCCUGACAGACGCCAUGCACAUCCCCCACCUGUACAUCCAGAGGAACAGCGAGGGAUCGCCGCGGACCGCCUGCCAGUUCAACCCCAGCCCCGGCGGGCAGCGGUACACGCUGGCCGCCCGGCCCCCGGUCCGCCUCAAUGACGUCAUGCUGACGCUGGUGGAGGAGCUGCGCUGGCAGAAGUUCAUCGUGUUCUACGACAUCGAGUACGAUAUCCGCGGCCUGCAGGGCUUUUUGGACCAGACGUCCCGUCAAGGCGUUGACGUCGCGCUGCAGAGAGUGGACAGGAACAUCAGCCGAGUCUUCACCAACCUCUUCACCACCAUGAGGACCGAGGAGCUCAACCGGUACAGAGACACACUACGCAGAGCCAUCCUGCUGCUCAGCCCCAACGGAGCGCACACGUUCAUCCAACAGGCGGUGGAAACUAAUCUGGCCUCCAAAGACAGUCACUGGGUGUUUGUGAAUGAGGAAAUCAGCGACACAGAGAUCCUGGAGCUUACCCACAGUGCACUGGGGCGCAUGACGGUGAUCCGACAGAUCUUCCCCUUGUGGAAGGACAGCAGCACCCGCUGUAUGAGACACAACCACCGGAUCUCCUCGCUGCUGUGCGACCCGCAGGAAGGAUACCUGCAGAACCUGGAGGUGUCCAACCUCUACCUGUACGACAGCGUGCUGAUGCUGGCCAACGCCUUCUACAGGAAGUUGGAGGACAGGAAGUGGCACAGUAUGGCCAGCCUCAACUGCAUCAGGAAGUCCACCAAGCCCUGGAACGGAGGCUGGUCCAUGCUUGAGACCAUCCAGAAGGGCAACAUCACAGGUCUGACAGGUAUGAUGGAUUUUAAGGACAGCGGCUCCAACUCCCACGUCCAGUUUGAGAUCCUUGGCUCCAGCUUCAGUGAGACCUUCGGCAAGGACAUCAAGAGGCUCGCGACGUGGGACUCGGUGCACGGACUGAACGGCAGCCUGAAGGAGAGUCGGAUAGAGAAUGGCAUGCAGGGAGUGACGGUCAAGGUGGUCACUUUACUGGAGGACCCUUUUGUCAUGGUGGCAGAGAACAUCCUGGGGCAGCCGAAGAGAUAUAAAGGCUUCUCCAUCGAUGUCCUGGACGCCCUCGCCAAAAUCCUGGGCUUCAAAUAUGAGAUCUACCAGGUGGCAGACAGUAAAUAUGGAUCUCAGCUUCCAAACGGCUCGUGGAACGGGAUGAUUGGUGAUCUCAUCAACAAGAGAGCCGACCUGGCGGUGUCAGCGAUCACCAUCACUCCAGAGAGGGAGAACGUGGUGGACUUCAGCAAACGUUACCUGGACUACAGCGUCGGCAUCCUGCUGCGAAAGCCUGAGGAGAAGAUCAACAUCUUCUCCCUCUUCGCACCCUUCGACCUCGCCGUCUGGGCGUGCAUCGCCGCGGCGAUCCCGGUGGUGGGAGUGCUUAUCUUCCUGCUCAACAGGCUGCAGGCGCUGCGCUCGUCCUCCAACCAGAAUGCACCACCAGGCCAGCCACCCAGCACCAUGGGGUCAGGCACUCUGCACAGCGCCAUCUGGAUCGUUUAUGGAGCAUUCGUGCAGCAAGGCGGGGAUGGUGUGGCGGGUUCAGUGGCUCUGAGGAUCGUCAUGGGCAGCUGGUGGCUCUUCACGCUCAUCGUGUGUUCAUCAUACACCGCAAACUUGGCAGCAUACCUCACUGUGUCACGCAUGGACCAUGCUAUAUGGUCUUUCCAGGACUUGGCGCGGCAGAUCGACGUGGACUAUGGCACGGUGAGGGACUCGGCGGUGUACGACUACUUCAGGAACAAAGGCACCAACCCUCUGGAGCAGGACAGCACCUACGCUGAGCUGUGGAGGACCAUUAGCAAGAACAACGGCAUGGACUACUCCGUGUCCAGCCCAUCUGAGGGCAUACGCAAGGCGAAGAAGAGUCCCUACGCCUUCCUGUGGGACAUGGCGGUGCUGGAGUACGCCGCCCUGACGGACGACGACUGCACCAUCACCGUGUCAGGAAACAGCAUGAGCAGUAAAGGCUACGGCAUCGCCAUGCAGCACGGCAGCCCCUACAGAGACCUGUUCUCACAGAAGAUCCUGGAGCUGCAGGAGAAAGGCGACCUGGACAUCAUGAAGCAGAAGUGGUGGCCUCGCACGGGCCGCUGCGACCUCAACAGCCACGCCGGCGCCCACCCGGACGGCCGCUCCCUCAAGCUGCACAGCUUCGCCGGCGUCUUCUGCAUCCUGGCCGCCGGCCUGCUGCUGGCCUGCCUGGUGGCCGGGCUGGAGGCUUGGUGGAACAGCAACCGCUGCCGCCAGGAGCAGCCCAAAGAGGUUACUAAGGAUUACAGACUGGCAAGGGUUUCUGGUCCAUUGACAUAUAAUGACAUUACAACUGCUUCAUCGGAGGGGAGGAGGGACAUUUGGACAGACAGAGAGAGAGGCUGGGAUGAAGCAGAAGCUAUUGACACAGGACAAGGAGGUGAAUCUGGAACAGGUGCAUCGUCGUAUGAACAGUCUUUUGGACGAGGACUUGGCCCACAAGCAGAUCCCCGGCCCCUCUAUCGAGAUCUCUGCGCUGGACAUCGGCAGCAUGCAGCCCAGCCAGGCCUCUCUAGUGGCGGGGCCGGAGUCCGUGCGGGACUACCCGCCCUCGGGCCUCGCUGUGACCACCUUCCUCCCCGGGGAGGGGGGACCGCCUCCUCCUCUUCCCCACCCUCACCAUGGGGGGACCCUAGGCAGGACGCUACCCCCGUCCCAGGGCCCUGGCAGCACCACAUUGCCCCCACACCACCCGCUCAGCAGCACCAGCCUCAGCGGCACCAUGCAGUGCAAACACAGGGCCCCCAACGGGGGGCUCUUCCGGCAGAGCCCUGGCAAGACACCCAUGCCAAUGUCCUACCAGGCAGUCUCCGCAGGACCCAUACCAGAAGCCAUUGAGGCCACCCACAGUACAUCCAUAUAGUGAUAGGAGGGGGGUGAGGGUGGGGUCAAACUGCAUCUAUGAUGAGUCGCUCUCUGGACUCCAGUCCAGGUCUGGGUGUGGUCUAGAUGUGAGGUGGGUCGGGGAUCUCUAGAGGAAAAUUAUUAUAGAAGGAAAAAAAAAAAACAUAAUGUACAAAGUAAAAAGAUUUUAUAUCUCACUACCUGUUCAGAAAAGCCGAUGUUACAAAAAAAACAAAAAAAAAAAACGGGGGGAGGCGGGCGGGUUGGCGGGUGUAAUUUUUCUCUUGUACAUACGUGUAAAUACCAAGAGAACGAAGUGAGGUUAAAGUGUAUUUUGAAUAUUCUCAAUUUUUGAAGUUGAGUUAUAAAAAACAAACAAAACGAGAUAAAAAAAAAUAUAUAUCUACAUUGAUGAAAACGUUAUGACUGUUUGAAUGGCUUUGUAAAUUUUGUUCAAUAUGAAACAAUGACGCGAAAUUCAUUGUGAUUGUUUUCUAAGUGCCGAAAUUAAACGAUGUCUCUCCACAACUCAUCGAUGUAAGCGACUACCCAUGAUGCACCGCUGUAGGGACAUUUUAGUGUUGGACACCUACUGUUAUGCACCUCUGUACCAACCCUAUAUAUAUCUUCAGCAUUGGACGAAAAUAAUCACAAUUUUUUUUUUUCAUUUGUAUUGAAUAUAUAAUAUACAUUGUUCUUUUCCAACCAAAAGUCUACAUUCAUUUUCUUACUUCAACUGUAAAUGGUGUAUCAUUCAACAGUGGGGGGAGGGUGGAGGGAGAGGGGGGGGCACAAGUGGAUUUUUAUCUGGUUCAUAUUUUACACACAGCUGAGUGGUUUGUUUUUAUAGUAGCUUUUUAUUUGGCACCAGUACUGUCCGGGUGAGGAGGGAAGACAGAACGAGGGGGGAGGAGGGGGAGAGUGUUAGUCUGCGAUCACACCUGCUGUUGGUCUUUGGUCCAAACAGCCAAUCAAGUGACACUGGACGAAUAUGAAUAGUAUAGAUGUAGAUGUACCGGUCCCAGAUACAAAUUUACCGUACAUCUGUUAAGUCUUUGACGCCAAAUCAACAUCAUUGGUCUAAUCCACACCAGGAGCCAGAUGUAUAAAAACUCGGUGUAGAUUCAUUACUAAAACUAUGUGUACGCACACAACCAGAAAUAUACAUACACAUUCUUUUCAUCGGAAUCUGUGCGUAAGCGUGGUUCAGCUUUAUAAAUCUCACUCACGUGUACAAGCCUCAUUUCCACUCCCACAAUUAGCCAUAAAGGGAUGAAGACUCUCCCUCAAUCAGUUUGUCUCCGCCACAAGUGAUCAGACACAGAGAAGGAAGACGAGGAAGAAGAAGAAUUUCACUGAUUGUGAAACUGAGGUAAAAACCUUCAUCAGUUUGCUUUAGUACAAUCACUGUAAUGUAAAGUCCUGUUUCACUCUGAACUUCACUUAUUGGGACUAGAGAGUCUUAAUGAGGCUCCAGGGGCUGUAACACUGUGAUCAGUGAAUAUUCAAAUACUAUCAAACAGUUACAGAAUGACUCACAAUAAAUAAUGAGUAUAUUAAAUGAUGCUGAGGGAAGCAUUGAGCACAAACACAAUUAUUUCUGUAUAUGGAUUGUAAGAUUAUAACGAUGAUAAUGAAUGAAGCUCCGUGAAGUUGGUUUUAUUUUACGUUAAAUUAACUGUCCCGGCUUAUUUAUAUUUUCACUUAUUUCACUAUUUUCAAUCACUUUGGAAAACAGUGUGUUCGCAUGGUCAAAGGAAUGUGUGAGGUGUCACAUUCUGUCUUUAUAACGAGCAAUUUAUGAGCGGGAAGUGGCGUACGCAUCAUUUAUGCAUCUGGCCCCAGGGCUUGUAUUUGAUUGGUGUCCAUUACAAUGAGCAACACAGCCUCACUGCCACACAAAGAUCCAACGCCUUCAUGUUUUCUGGUGGCUUUCUUUUCUCAUGAUGAAUCAUCAAAUCAUGGUUCACAAGUUGAAUCUGAAACAACUCCAGAUGCUUUGGUUGGCUUUUGAUUGACAACUAGUUGCUGGUUCCAACAACAUUUAACCAUAAUCCCUUGUGUUUCUGUGUCAUUUUCAAUGGGACCAGCUCUUGAAUUUUGAGGCUUGAGAACCUGGUGUGAACGCAGCCUGACAGUCUCUGGAUUUCUUUUUGUUUGUUAUAUUUAACCUGAAGAAGAAAGAAAACUAUCAGCUAUAUAGAUAUGUCUUUAAUUUUUGAUACUAGAGAACUUAAAUGUCAAACACUUGUAUACAGGUUUUUUCUCCUGCAAAGCAGUGCAGUUAUUUUAAUCAGACAGAGAGAGAGAGGGAGGCCUCAUAUUCCCACAAGUCACUCCUAAUGAGAUCCAUUAUCACCUGCGGUGAUGACAGAGAGCGUCGUUAUCCGAAGUGCAAUCAGAGGCUGGUGAUGGUGGAGAUUUGUGCAGGUGCCAUACCUCAACUGCUUGUAAUAUAGAAGGGAUCUGAUUAUGUUUGCUAAACACUAGAUUGUUUUUCUCUAUGGAAUACUGUAUGAUGAACCUUUAUGGAAAACUAUUUUCAACAGGAAAUAUAAAACCCACACACGAUACCCCUCCUUUUGCUAUCAUAAGUGCAAUUACUGUGCAUUUAUGGGCCUAAUGAGUUUUGACUUCAUUUUCAUUUAGCAGAUAUUGGCGGUUUGGAAACACAUUGAUCACACACAGUAGAGCGUUCGGGAGGCGAACAGCCAGACCCCAAACAGAAGCAGACAGUAAGCUCACCUUUCAAGGGUUUCUGUUCUGAAACGUCUCAAGUUUAACAUCAGAGGAGGAAACUGAACGACCUUCACUUGUCAGAACGAAGGGUUUUACUCCUACAACUCAAUCUGAAGACAGGAAAACAAACAAUCUUAUUGGUAAUGUGUCAUCAGUGCUAAAUAAUCUGAAUUCCCAACAAUAUAAACAAAUCAACAUUUCUAACUGUAUUGCCAAACAAGAACAAGAACGGCUACGUUGAACAAAGAAGCAAAAGCAAGACUGCGUUCAAUCUGCGUUUUUUUUUUUUUUAAAGAUCUAAUGUGUUUGUUUGCUUUUGAACUCGUCCCUAUCUAGGUCAGGGGAGGAUCGUGUUUAUGGCAAAUAAACUACAGUCAAGAAAUGUUUAAGAUUACUCAGCUAAAGCACUUGGUUUGGGUUAAUCAGGGUUUGCACAGUUGUUGAGCUCAGCACUCCAUGUGUUACUUUGUGAUUCAGUCACGUAGCAUUUCCUACACAAACCUCAGGGGAGACGUACGAGUGGAACCGAGAAACACGCCAGAGCACUCGACAGCUCAGUCUAUAGAAAUAUUAGAAUUUAGGCCACUCUGCGUCCAACUGAUCAGAAAACGACAGGAAAAGAUGCAGAAAGCUAAAACUAUCAUUCUACACUCUGUUUGCCAAAGUUUUUUAAAGCUUUGUUAAAUUUUUGAAACACUAAGGUGACACAGACAGAUAAUGCGAGUUGAUGCCAUGAGUCUGUUUGAAUCUGUUUUUCUUGUCUAUUUACAUUGUAGUUCUACGAUUAACCAGAUGUUGAUCUCACCAUUUUACAUGGCUCAGAGUUGAUAGCGUAUUGUUUGACGCAAUGUACUACCAAGUCUAUGAGAUUGUGAAAAUUUCAGUUAAUUCAUUGGCCUAUUGUUUAUCAUCUCCAGCAUUAAGUCUCUGUCAGAAUCUCUUCUGUGGUUUGUGUCUCAAUGUUCACUCUUGCCUUUGAACUAUAGAUCAGAGUUAAUAUUAAUUUUUAACACUUGAAGUUAAAUGAAUUUUCUGGCUUCACCUCUGCAGAGAAGAAAAAGUCGUUUCCGAGUUAGAGACUUAAUCAGCUGUCCUGCUUUUCAAAGUAAAGGUUCUUCUGCUGAACAUUAACUGGAGUGAUUUUUUAAAGGAAAAAAAAACAAAAAAACAUCUUUGAUGGAUUUUCUCUUCAGGCUUGAGGCACUAAACUAGAAAAUCUGAAAUGAUGUGCAGACUUGCUGUACACGUUGUCCUCAUGAUGGAGGUGGAAUCAAUAAUGGAUCAGAGCUUCCACCUGAUUUCAUGGACGGACAGAGCUGCUCUUAGUCUGUGAGAAACCAUGAAGUCCAGUGGAGAGUCUGUGCAGGAGGUUAAAGGUCAUAUUAUAAGGUAAUAGUCAUAUUUUUAGUUUUUCCUAGGCUUCCGUAGGGAACCAAUAAAUCUUGGGGUAACAUAUGGAGUUCUGAGGUCAGAGUAGGGUAUGGUUUAGGUUACACAACUAAAAGACUUGGUUAAGGUCAGGUAGGUAGGUAGGUACAGUUAAUAGUCAUGACGGGACAAACUGGUCUGCUGCGAGAAAGUGGGAUGUGCUACAUACCACCUCCACUUCACUAUCUUCCACCUCCCGACAUAAAGAACACACUGAUCCUUUGUUUGCCCUGAAUGCUGGCAUUGGAUGUAAAUCACAAGAUGCUAAAUUGUCCAACAUGGAAUUAUUUCUUACGGGGCUGAUGUAAAACCAAGAUUCACUCAGUUCCCUAAAGCGAUAAAAUCAGUCCAGUCUGUUGAUUGUAGGAACAGCGUUGUUUUAGGAUGCAUCGAUAUUAAAUGAAUGAAAACGUCUUAGCCAAGGUUUAAUGUGUAACUGUGGAUCCAGAUGUUGAACAUGUGGUGUUUGCCACACAGCAGAAACGGCAUAUCAUUUUAAGAAUCGUUAAUAUAUAUCAUCUCUGACAAAAAGCUAAUGUCCACUUCCUGUGUGAAAACAGACUCUCCAGUUACAUGACAUCAAAUCUACCGUGUGUUUCACUCUGUCUGAAAAUGGACAAGCAAAAGAAGAGCAGAGGUCAGACUUCAGUGUGUUGGAGGGUGUUUAGUGUCUGCUGGAUCAUCAACUCAUGUGUGAACAGACGCUACAUGGAUGUUUUCUGUGUCAGUAGUUGCUCUUGUGAACCGACUCGCUUUCCACACUGUGCUCCACAACACGACCGACGGACUGAGAGCCAGGACCCUGAGGUUCUGACUGGUCUGAGGUUCUUACUGGUCUGUGUGCCGGGGCGGCUCCGUGUGUCACCCCUUUACGUUGAAACUCCAGCGCCCCGUCAAGAGGAUGAAAACAUGAACUGUCAUAGCAUAUAGUCUGUCACAGUACAUCUAAGGGAGACCCUUAUUUUAUUUAUGAAUAUGCUGCUUGGAGUUUCUUAAUCUUUAAUAAAGAAAUAUGAUUUACA
Seriola aureovittata is the source of this 8827-nucleotide messenger RNA. It is a transcript of the gene grid1b, whose product is annotated as glutamate receptor, ionotropic, delta 1b. The transcript is spliced from 18 exons. Gene Ontology annotation, molecular function: transmitter-gated monoatomic ion channel activity involved in regulation of postsynaptic membrane potential; glutamate-gated receptor activity. The record is from RefSeq and is a predicted model, not a curated record. Gene Ontology annotation, cellular component: plasma membrane; postsynaptic membrane. Lineage: Eukaryota; Metazoa; Chordata; Actinopteri; Carangiformes; Carangidae. The coding region runs from base 402 to 3632 and encodes 1076 amino acids. Gene Ontology annotation, biological process: monoatomic ion transport; synaptic transmission, glutamatergic; modulation of chemical synaptic transmission.